Molecule: messenger RNA, 740 nt
Organism: Erigeron canadensis
Lineage: Eukaryota; Viridiplantae; Streptophyta; Magnoliopsida; Asterales; Asteraceae
Exons: 3
Coding region: 86-547 (153 amino acids)
Cellular component (GO): mitochondrion
Molecular function (GO): structural constituent of ribosome
Source: RefSeq, a predicted model, not a curated record
AUGUUUUUGAGCUCAUAAAACAAAACAAUCAAAAAACACACACACACAAAAAAAGAGCCGCAACCAGGGCAUCUCUACUUAGAAAAUGGCGACCAAAUCAUCAUCAUCAUCAAUCCUCGUUAAUUCAUGGAAACAAAAGCAGCAAUUAUUUUCUUCAUUAUUAUUCAAAAGAACAUUAGCGACUUCUCCAGCAUCAUCAAAUGCUGCCACAGCGACUACAACAACUACAACAGUCACUAAAUCAUCAUCAUCAAAAAGGAAAAAGAAAAAGAAUUUAUUUGAAGUGGCACAGUUUUUGCCAAAUUGGGGAAUUGGUUAUCAAAUGGCGAAAACCCAUUGGUCUGGUGUUGCUUAUCAGAUCACUAAAAUCAAUCUUUACAAGGAUGGGAAGCAUGGGAAGGCUUGGGGAAUUGUUCACAAAGAUGGUGUCCCGGCUGCUGAUGCUCCAAAGAAAAUUAGCGGUGUUCACAAACGUUGUUGGAAGUACAUUCCCAACUCAAAGAUUACUGAACAAAGCACACAACCUUUGUCUGAACCAGAAGUUUAAUCCACAUGAUACCGUCUAUGCUGUUUUAUGCUUAUGUUCGUUGAAAAAUUAUGCAAGGUUAGAUGUUAUUGAUGCUUUUUGUUACUGAGUAUUGUAUCUUAUUUCAUAAAUAAGAUUGCUAGCAAUGAUGUUGCAUGUUAAAACUCUUUUCAAGAUAUUUUUAAUGAUUAUAGCUAUGAUCUUUAUAUCAAAA